Messenger RNA from Capsella rubella, 1587 nucleotides. RefSeq names its product probable polygalacturonase At1g80170. Gene Ontology annotation, molecular function: polygalacturonase activity. Lineage: Eukaryota; Viridiplantae; Streptophyta; Magnoliopsida; Brassicales; Brassicaceae. The coding region runs from base 145 to 1470 and encodes 441 amino acids. Gene Ontology annotation, biological process: carbohydrate metabolic process. The transcript has 9 exons. The record is from RefSeq and is a predicted model, not a curated record.
UGCAUAUAUAUGUUUAAAAGAAUAUGUAUAAUUAAGUAAGGAAUGUUCUAACUUUAUUUUCUUCUUCUUGUAUAGUAAAAAUCUUUAAACCCACGACUCGGUCUCGGUUCGUCAUCCUAAUAAAAACAUUUAACGCGAAAAACCAUGAGUUUUGUACUCAAUCGUUUCUUCUUAAUACUGGUUUUUGUAUACUCACUCGCUCUGACCGCAAACGCGAAUUCCUUCGAAUCGCUCCUCCAGCUCCCACGAAGACAAUGGCGCUCGACCCGACCCAGAUCCGAACGGGUCCUUCACGUCGGCAAUUUUGGUGCCAAAGGCAAUGGCUUCACCGACGACACUAAAGCGUUUGAAGAAGCUUGGAAGGCAGCUUGUUCUUCCAAAGCCAAAACCAGAAUCUUGGUGCCAGAAAAUUACACUUCCCUCGUCCGCCCCAUUGAUCUUUCUGGACCUUGUAAAGCCAGACUCACACUGCAGAUCUCUGGUACAAUCAUUGCUCCGGAUGAUCCAGAUGCUUGGGAAGGUCUUAACCGCCGGAAAUGGCUUUACUUCCAUGGCCUCAGCCGCUUGACCGUUGAAGGAGGCGGCACUGUUAAUGGAAUGGGCCAAGAAUGGUGGAGAAGAUCUUGCAAACACAAUCAUUCCAACCCUUGUCAAGGUGCUCCAACGGCAUUGACAUUCCACAAGUGCAAGAAUAUGAGACUUGAAAACAUCAACGUGAUUGAUAGUCAGCAAAUGCACAUUGCCUUCACCAGCUGUCGCCGUGUGACCAUCUCUGGUUUGAAGGUCAUAGCUCCUUCUAGGAGUCCCAAUACAGAUGGUAUUCACAUAAGCGUCUCUCGUGGUAUCGUGAUAGACAACACCACUGUCAGCACAGGAGAUGACUGUGUCUCGAUAGUUAAAAACUCGUCACAGAUCUCCAUCAGCAACUUUGUGUGUGGUCCUGGCCAUGGCAUAAGCAUUGGAAGUUUAGGAAAAUCAAAAUCUUGGGAAGAAGUAAAAGACAUAGUGGUUGAUACGGCCUCCAUUUCUGACACUGAGAAUGGUGUUCGAAUCAAAACAUGGCAGGGAGGAAGUGGUUUGGUCUCAAAAAUCAUAUUUAGGAAUAUCGAGAUGAACAAUGUGUCCAACCCCAUUAUCAUCGAUCAGUACUACUGUGAUUCCCGGAAGCCGUGUGCGAAUCAGACAACAGCUGUUACCAUUGAGAACAUCUCAUUUGUUGGCGUGAGGGGAACUUCAGCAUCAAAACAAGCAAUCAAGAUCUCUUGCAGCGAUACUUCACCUUGCCGCAACAUACUUCUACAAGACAUUGAUCUUGAACCACUAAACGGUGAUGGUUUGACAGAGUCUUUCUGUUGGGAAGCUUAUGGUUCGAGUUCGGGUCAAGUAUACCCUCCUCCUUGCCUCUCAGAUGAGACAAACGUCUUGGAACAGUCGGUUCAGUCGGGGAACACAUCUGCUGCUUACCUUUGAGUUUUGAACUCAUGUGUUUCAGAUUUGCAACUCUGCCACGUGUCAGUACAUACGUUAAUAAUUGUCUUUGAUAUGUUAUAUGGCUUCACGUUAUAAGCAAAUUCACUACUUCACCAA